This is a messenger RNA of Rattus rattus (black rat), 2426 nucleotides long. It is a transcript of the gene Wars2, whose product is annotated as tryptophanyl tRNA synthetase 2, mitochondrial. Gene Ontology annotation, molecular function: tryptophan-tRNA ligase activity; ATP binding. Bases 466 to 1548 code for a protein of 360 amino acids. The record is from RefSeq and is a predicted model, not a curated record. Gene Ontology annotation, biological process: mitochondrial tryptophanyl-tRNA aminoacylation. Lineage: Eukaryota; Metazoa; Chordata; Mammalia; Rodentia; Muridae. Gene Ontology annotation, cellular component: mitochondrion; mitochondrial matrix. The transcript has 6 exons.
UGAGCACAGGAGAGCAAGCGGUGUAGUUUUGUAGUAGAGAACAGGUCGGUGGGGCAAAGCUUCGCCAGAGUCAUUGACUGCUUUUGGAAACUUCAGGGUGGGAAACUGCCUAUUUUCUCCACUUUCAAUCUCCGAGAAAUCGCAGGAUUUCAGGAGCCAUGGGUCUGUUUUUAGCCUUGGUUUAGGGUGAGUGAUUUCCUUUACUUCCACGUCUAAAGAGCAGCAACUGAUUCCGGAGGGGACAGAGUCUCCUUCAAGGAAGCUGGCUCAAAGGGAAAGAUGGUGGGGAAAACACAAAAGCCCAGAGCUACCUCAUUCCAAGACGCACCUGCUCUGCAAUUUAGGAACAACCCUCUAUAACUACUUCUGCUAGCGGCAGCCCAGAAGACAAGCGCAUGCGCAGUAAGCACAACUUCGGCUCGCCUGCAGACGUCAUUCUGGAUCGGCGGCUCCGCCCUUCUCAAGAUGGCGCUGUUCUCCGUGCGGAAGGCGCGUGAGUGCUGGCGCUUCAUCCGGGCACUUCAUAAAGGACCCACAGCUACUGCGGCUCCCCAGAAGGAGAGCGGGGAGCGAGUGUUCUCUGGCAUUCAGCCUACAGGAAUCCCCCACCUGGGAAAUUACCUUGGAGCCAUCGAGAGCUGGGUGAAGUUACAGGAGGAGUACGACACGGUGAUAUACAGCAUCGUGGACCUGCACUCCAUCACUGUCCCCCAGGACCCCGGCAUCCUGCAGCAGAGCAUCCUGGACAUGACUGCCGUGCUUCUUGCCUGCGGCAUAGACCCAGAGAGAAGUAUCCUUUUCCAGCAGUCUCAGGUGUCUGAACACACUCAGUUAAGUUGGAUCCUCACCUGCAUGGUGAGACUGCCUCGACUACAGCAUUUACACCAGUGGAAGGCGAAGGCUGCGAGGCAGAAGCAUGAUGGGACAGUAGGCCUGCUCACAUACCCUGUACUCCAGGCGGCAGACAUUCUGUGCUACAAGUCCACACACGUUCCUGUCGGGGAGGAUCAAGUCCAGCACAUGGAACUGGUUCAGGAUCUAGCUCGGAGUUUCAACCAGAAGUAUGGCGAGCUCUUCCCACUGCCCAGGUCCAUUCUCACAUCCAUGAAGAAAGUGAAAUCUCUUCGUGACCCUUCUGCCAAGAUGUCAAAAUCGGACCCUGACAAACUGGCCACUGUCCAAAUAACAGACAGCCCAGAGGAGAUCGUACGGAAAUUCCGCAAGGCUGUGACGGACUUCACGUCAGAAGUCACCUACGAGCCGGACAGCAGACCUGGUGUCUCCAACAUGGUGGCGAUCCAUGCGGCCGUGUCAGGCCUCUCGGUGGAGGAGGUGGUGCGCAAUAGCGCAGGCAUGGACACUGCACGCUACAAGCUGCUAGUGGCCGACGCUGUGAUUGAGAAAUUUGCUCCAAUCAGAAGUGAAAUUGAGAAACUGAAAAUGGAUAAGGACCAUUUAAGAAAGGUUUUACUUGUGGGAUCUGCAAAAGCCAAAGAAUUAGCCUCUCCUGUGUUCGAGGAGGUGAAGAAGUUGGUGGGGAUUCUGUAGGAAGGUCAGCCAGUCACUGCACACCAAUGAAGGCAGCUUUUCUCCCACAGAGCUUAGCCUGUCCAUAUUUAGUUCAGUUUGAUGAUCAGUUGCAUUUGAUGAAGCCAUCAACUGAGCAAUGUUCCAGUCCCAUCAGCAAAUGCUGUAAUUGAGAGCUGAGGCAGGCACAGCUCUUCUGCUCAAGUUAAACGAGGCCCAUUUUUUGGUCUGAAGUAUUCCUGCAAACUUGAACAGUGACUGAGCCAUGAAACGUGCUUGCUGUGUAGAACUUACUGUAUCAGGUGCACUUCAUCUGCGCUGUACAGGCCCAAGCUAUAAUCCGAGUCCAGUGCUAUUUGCAGUUCAUUAGGAGAGGUAGUUUCACAGCUCACGUGUCACUGUGAUGAUGUUUGUCCUUAUGUAUUUGAAUGACUUGUUUCCUAAGAAUCACACACUGACUUAUUUCAGCAAAUGUCUGUUGUUCAGCGAUUCAGGAGGUGAUCAUGGAAGAACAUUGCUUCAGCUCCAGGGCCUGCAUUCCUGGUUGUGUUCCUAAUAAGCACUUCUAUUUUUACACACAUCUCAGCUUAGUCUCACCAAGUGCUCCCUCUGUGGAAUACGUAGGAACCGAGGGGCAGGUCUGGCUUGCACACCAAGGCCUAAUAUCAAGAUUGAUUUUGCAGGGUCAGCAAGAUGGCUCAGCAGAGAAGGGCUCUUGCUGCCAACCAAACUUGACUAUGUGAGUUCAGUCCCUGAGAUCCACAUGAUUAAAGGAGAGAACCAACUCCUCAAAGUUGUACUGUAACUUACACACACACACACACACACACACACACACACACACCACAAUGAAAUGCACACACCUACCCACACACAGAAUAAAUAAAUGUUUACUUUUG